AAAAGGAAAAGAAAGAAAAAAGAAAAAAGAAAAGGAAAGAAGAAGAAAAGAGAAAAAAGAAAAAAGAAAAGAGAGAGAAGAAAGAGAAAGAGAAAGAAAAAGAGAAAGAGAAAAAGAAAGAGAGAGAGAGAGAGAGAGAAUUUAAAAAUGGACUCUUCCCUCACCCGGGAGAGGGUUUAG
Messenger RNA from Penaeus indicus, 180 nucleotides. RefSeq lists its product as uncharacterized. The transcript is spliced from 3 exons. The annotation marks the transcript as partial. NCBI's taxonomy places the organism in Eukaryota, Metazoa, Arthropoda, Malacostraca, Decapoda, Penaeidae. The record is from RefSeq and is a predicted model, not a curated record.